UACGCACGGGAACUGGGAUCGUUAAGUUUUCAAGCGGUAUUUUCGUUUUUGAGCAUCUAUAUAUUUUACCUAUGGACAUCAAUCUAUCCAAUAGAAGCAGCAAGGGAGCAUCUAGCUGAUUGGAUAUAAAGCGUAGCCCAUAAAGGUCGAACAUCUCGGAGUUUGAGUUAUCAAUUCUUACAGUUCAUCACUUACGAACGACUCACCAUGUUGAGGUGUGCAGCUACUCAUUUGAAGCUCAUGCCACUGGCAAGGCAUAGAUCGCCUCAUGUCGUCACUUCAACUUUCAGAUCAUCACAAUUACAAAAAUACCCUUCUACUUUCCGGCGUCGUCCGUUUUCAACAACGACCUCUGUUCGUCUUGAAAAAGAAACCAUAGUAAAACAACAGGAGCAAAAUACAAAAAAAGUGACAAAAGCAAGUAAAGGUGACUUGAAACGACUCUUUCAACUUGCAAAGCCAGAAGUCAAAAGCCUUUCUGCUGCCACUGGUUUAUUGGUCAUAUCAUCGUCGGUAACAAUGGUGGGUCAACAUUAUGAAUUCCAUACCAUUCUCUAUGGGCAAAAUCAUUGAUAUUGUCACCAAUCCUUCCAUGGAUAAUUAUCUAGGUUUAUCUAUGCCAGAGUUUGCUGGAGCUUUAUCUGUUGUAUUUGUUAUUGGCGCAACAGCUAAUAUGGGUCGUGUCUUACUUUUCAGAAUAGCUGGAGAACGUAUUAUACAAAGACUUCG
Molecule: messenger RNA, 729 nt
Organism: Mycotypha africana
Lineage: Eukaryota; Fungi; Mucoromycota; Mucoromycetes; Mucorales; Mycotyphaceae
Exons: 4
Coding region: 208-573 (121 amino acids)
Source: RefSeq, a predicted model, not a curated record